UUAGCUGUGUAAGCAUGCGCAGUCCGCAUGUAUUGUUUGCGGGAAGCAUUGUGUUGUGUUUACAAAAAUAGUUUCGUUUUGUGAAGUACAUGAAAACAGAAACAGAUCUUUGAUACAUCUGAUAAUUUUCCCAUUUUUUUACAAAAUUCUUCAUUGACUGCAUAUCUGCUACAAGUUAUUUAGCUGUUGAGAAUCACUAUAUUUGGGGCUUUUAUCACUUAUCGUAGUUUAGUUCAACAUAUCUGAGAGGUAUUUAGCCAGUAUGUCUUCUGAGACCCCAGGUAAACCAACGUCUGAAACAUUGGAUAUUAAACCGCCUUUGACAUCUCAAUCUGAAGUGAGCUCUGUACCAAGUAGUCUACCAUCUGGAGCACCAGCAUCUAGCGCAUCUAAGUCUCAGUCACAACCUCUGAAACCAAACUACUCUCUCAAGUUCACAUUAGCUGGUCAUACAAAAGCAGUGUCAUCUGUGAAGUUCAGUCCUAGUGGAGAAUGGCUAGCAAGCUCAUCUGCUGACAAACUGAUCAAGAUUUGGGGUGCAUUUGACGGCAAGUUUGAAAAAACUAUCAGUGGUCAUAAACUGGGUAUAUCUGAUGUGGCGUGGUCCACUGAUAGUAAAUUAUUGUGUAGUGCUUCUGAUGACAAAACAUUAAAAAUUUGGGAUUUUGCCACGGGCAAGUGUAUGAAGACCCUGAAAGGUCAUAGUAACUAUGUGUUCUGUUGUAACUUCAAUCCACAAUCUAACCUUAUUGUCUCAGGAUCAUUUGAUGAGAGUGUACGUAUAUGGGAUGUAAAGACUGGAAAAUGUUUAAAGACUCUACCAGCCCACUCUGACCCAGUUACAGCAGUUCAUUUUAACAGAGAUGGUUCCCUUAUUGUAUCUAGUAGUUACGAUGGUUUAUGCCGUAUAUGGGAUACAGCUUCUGGUCAGUGUUUAAAAACGUUGAUAGAUGACGAUAAUCCACCAGUAUCAUUUGUUAAGUUUUCUCCUAAUGGAAAAUACAUAUUAGCUGCCACUCUAGACAACACAUUAAAGUUAUGGGAUUACAGUAAGGGGAAGUGUUUAAAAACCUACACUGGUCACAAGAAUGAAAAGUAUUGCAUUUUCGCCAAUUUCUCAGUCACUGGUGGAAAGUGGAUAGUAUCCGGAUCAGAAGACAACAUGGUGUAUAUCUGGAAUUUACAAACGAAAGAAAUUGUGCAAAAAUUACAAGGACAUACAGAUGUGGUUUUAUGUUGUGCCUGCCAUCCCACAGAGAACAUCAUCGCAUCAGCAGCUCUAGAGAAUGACAAAACUAUAAAACUGUGGAAAAGUGACGUAUAGCAUUCAAACGCAUAUAUCUCAUAGUGUCAUAACUUAUAACUGGGGCAGCUGUUCACAUAGCACCCGUUACAUUACCAUCGUCAUUAUUGUGGAAUUGUUGUUGCCCUGGGCAAAGCAUCAUCGUGAAAUUAUAAAUGUCAAGCUGCGAUCAAACCGGAUUAAACAUGCUCAAAAUUGUUCACGCCUCAAGAUGUACUCGUGAAUUUUUUUGUAUCGUCAUGAGAAUCACCCCAAAAAAGAGUCUAAAGUAACUUGAGUGUGAAUGGUGUAGCUUUAAUUGUUAAAAAUGCAGUUUUUGUGAAUAAUAUUUAUGAUACAGGAUGGAAUUUCACUGAACUGGAGUUACUUUAUUUGUGAAAUGAAGUCUAAAUUGAAAUUCAGAAUUCUUGAAGUUUUUGUUUUUCUACAUAAAAUCAUGUAUUUGUACAGCGAAUGAAAUAAAGUAGUAAGUAAAUUUCCUAAAGGAUUGCAUCAGGUCACCAUUACAGAUUACUUUGUUCUGACAUUGUUAAAGCUCUAUAGUUAGUUACUGAAAACUAUCACUGUAUUAGUCUGGUUUAAAAAAAAAAAAAAACGUUUUAAAGUAAUUGUAAUCAAAUUAAAAUUUUCAUGGUGUAAUCGUAAUGUAAUUGAUUACAUUUUAUGAUUUAGAAGUAAUCAACCUUAUGUCUGCUGUGUGGCAAAUAUUUUGAAAAACACCAGAUUACUUUAGAACUUUCUGUAAUGUAUUCAUUUAUUAAGGUCAUAGGUCAUUACGUAUGAUAGAUACAGUGAUUGACAAGAUAAGUAGGUUAAAUGUUGUGUAAUAGUAUUAUUUUGUACAGAUCAUUUUCUUGUGACAAGGAGACGAAGAAAAUACACAUUUUUUACAAGGCGAUACAAGCUUGUAAGACUUUACUCAUUAGUCAUUACUUACAUUAUGUUAUGUCUACACUUCUAUAAUUUUGUAGUAUUAGUCAUACAUGUUUCUGUUUAAAUGUCUGUUUUCGUAAACUUUCUUUUGUUGAGUAAUGACUGUUAAAAAAAAGUGGAAGUAUUCAAAUUGUCCUUAUAUUGUUCCUGACCUCACAUUUGUAAGGUUAAGACUUUCAUACGAAAUUACUUCAAGUGUGAAUUCAAAAAUUUGAAAGAAGCAAAAGAUGUUUUGGGGGCUUAUUUGGCCAAUAAUUGUUCGUUAUAUUGAUAUUUUCCUCAUGAAUUAUCUCCCCUCAAUCGGUUAAAAGAUUGUGAAUUUGCAGGAUAAUUUGUAAAAUUGAGAUUCAUAGAAUAAAUUAUAGGCCAGAUUUACUUACAUCAUAAUAACCUUUAAAUACUAGUAAUAAAAUUUCGUAAAGGUUAUCAAUGCAAAAAAAAUAAAAAUAGUUAAGAAUAAGUGUCUGAUAUACACAUGUAUGUACUUUGAAAAAUGUGACGGAACAAAUCAUGUUGAAAAAAUUAAUUCCAGAUUUUAAAUACAGCCAAAUUUAUUAAAUCAGAUAUUUCUUAUUUUAUGUAAUUUCCUUUAUUAUUCAUUGUAAUAUAUAUAUUCAAUUUAAAUGGUAACUGUCAAUCGCAUUUGAUAUAUAUUUGUACGGAACCAGAAUCAUGAUUAAUAUUUUCAUUCCGAGUUAUGGUAUAUUUAUUAAGUCAAGUGUGUUGUGGACUACCAAGUGAUUUAAACAGAAAUAAAUAUUUUAAACUCAUUUUUUGUUGAAAUGAUAGAAGGUUUGUUAAAGACUCGAGAUUUUCUCUUCUUUUAUUUCUUCGAUGUAUGUUUUGUUGUUGAAUGUUGAACAAUUUUGUUUACUGUAAAUCAUUUUUGUAAUAAAAUAAUAAACAUAAAAUGACAUUUGUACAUGAUUCUCAUUUUUCAUUUUGGGCUGUGCAUAUUUUUUUACUACAUGAUGUAGAUGUCAACCCUUUUAUCUAGAUAACAAUAAACUUUAAACUGCAA
Ruditapes philippinarum (Manila clam) is the source of this 3257-nucleotide messenger RNA. Its product is annotated as WD repeat-containing protein 5-like. Lineage: Eukaryota; Metazoa; Mollusca; Bivalvia; Venerida; Veneridae. The record is from RefSeq and is a predicted model, not a curated record. The transcript is spliced from 12 exons. Gene Ontology annotation, cellular component: Set1C/COMPASS complex. Gene Ontology annotation, molecular function: histone binding. The coding region runs from base 263 to 1324 and encodes 353 amino acids.